UUCUGUGGACAAGCCAAACAGUCGCGCACGGGCAACGCCAGCAAGCGAACGCCAUCGCCAUCGCCACCGUCACCGUCACCGUCGGCUGAUACUCAACUCAGUACCAGCUACGAUACUCAAGGGACUCAGGGAUACUCACUUGGCAGCGACAGCUCCUGCUUCUAAUCAGACACAUGGAGUACCUCAGCGCCCAGUGCGCCGCCCGGUCGGCGGGUCCGGCCAACACGCUCAUGUCCCUGCUGGUGCACACGCUGAUCUCCAAGUACUGCGACCUCAGCGGACAGCAGCAGUGGCCGCUGGACCAGGGAGACUGGCUGGACCAGGCGGGCGACUUCGAGCAGGACUAUGACUUCAUUGUGGUGGGAUCGGGCAGUUCGGGCGCAGUUGUGGCCGGCCGUCUGGCGGAGCAGGCCAAUUGGCGCAUCCUGCUGUUGGAGGCGGGCGGCGAUCCGCCCAUCGAGACGGAGUUCGUGGCCUGGCACAUGGCCACACAGUUCUCCGACUGGGACUGGCAGUACCACACGGAGCCGAAUGGACGCGCCUGCAUGGCCAUGCAGGGGGAGAGUUGCCACUGGCCCAGGGGCAAGAUGCUGGGCGGCACCAACGGUAUGAAUGCGAUGAUCUAUGCACGCGGCACGCGCUUCGACUUCGACGACUGGGAGGCACGUGGCAAUCCCGGCUGGGGCUACGACCAGGUCCUGGAGCACUUCCGCAAGGCCGAGGAUCUGCGCUCCACCCGCGAGGGCUACACGCCGGGCGACCACGGCGUCGGCGGACCCAUGAUCCUCAACAACUACGUCUCCGACAACGAGUUCCGCACCACCAUCCGGGCCGGCAUGCAGGAGAUGGGCUACGGCAGUGCCCCCGACUUCACCGAGGGCUCCUACGUCGGCCAAAUGGACAUCUUGGGCACCCAGGACGGCGGCCGGCGCAUCACCACCGCUCGCUCCCACCUGCGCAAGGACACGCCCAAUCUGCACAUUCUGCGCCACGCCCACGUCAAGCGGCUGAACCUCAACAAGCAGAAUCGCGCCGAGAGCGUCACCUUUGUGCAUCGCGAGAAGAAGGAGUACACGGUGCUUGCCCGCAAGGAGAUCAUCCUGUGCGCCGGCGCCAUCGGCUCCCCCCAGAUCCUGCUGCUCUCAGGCGUUGGACCCGCUGAUCAUCUGAAGAGCGUGGGAAUUCCCGUCAAACUGGAUCUGCCCGUGGGCCACAACCUCAAGGAUCAUGCCAGCCUACCGGUGAUCUUCCAGAUCGACAAGUCAACGGCCCGCAAGCCCACCGAGGAGGAGCUGGUGGACGCCAUGUACAACCUGCUGAUGGGGCGCCACAGCAAGCUGCUGCAUCACGAGGCCACCGCCCUGACGGGCUUCAUCAACACAACCUCGGUGGAGGGUCCCAAUCCGGACAUCCAGACGACCAACUUCUUCAGCCUGAUGCAGAGCCCGGAGCUGAAGGGCUAUGUGGCAGCCACCGGAUUCAACGAUCGCGUGGCCAGGAGCAUACUGUCCGCCAACCAGAAGUCCAACACGUACAUCACGUACCUGCUGCACCUGAAGCCCUUCUCCGCCGGCCGCCUCGAGCUGCAGUCGAAGAACUACCUGGAUGCCCCGCUCAUCGAUCCCGGCUACAUGACCGACGAUAGGGACGUGGACACCUACAUCCGGGCACUGAACAUCUACAAGCGCCUGCCCGAGACGAAGGCCUUCAGUGAGCGCGAGGCGGCUCUGCACAAGGUCGAUCUGGCGGCCUGCAACGAUAUCCGCUACCAGUCGGACGACUACUGGCGCUGCUACAUCCGCCACAUGACCACCACCGUCUACCAUCCGGUGGGCACCACCAAGAUGGGUCCCGCCGGCGAUCCCACGGCCGUGGUGGACGCCCGUCUCAGGGUCCACGGAGCCAAGGGACUGCGCGUGAUCGAUGCCAGCAUCAUGCCCGACAUUGUGGGGGCCAACACGAACGCUGCCUGCAUCAUGAUCGGCGAGAAGGGUGCGGACAUGAUCAAGGAGGAUUAUCAGCAGCACACCGAGCUAUAAGCUCAACGAUAUUCAUAGCAUAGAUCAACCGUUGUUUUUUUUUUUUUUUUGUCUUU
This is a messenger RNA of Drosophila obscura, 2095 nucleotides long. RefSeq names its product glucose dehydrogenase [FAD, quinone]. The transcript is spliced from 2 exons. The record is from RefSeq and is a predicted model, not a curated record. Gene Ontology annotation, molecular function: ecdysone oxidase activity; flavin adenine dinucleotide binding. NCBI's taxonomy places the organism in Eukaryota, Metazoa, Arthropoda, Insecta, Diptera, Drosophilidae. The coding region runs from base 174 to 2039 and encodes 621 amino acids.